Molecule: messenger RNA, 2562 nt
Organism: Exophiala aquamarina CBS 119918
Lineage: Eukaryota; Fungi; Ascomycota; Eurotiomycetes; Chaetothyriales; Herpotrichiellaceae
Exons: 3
Coding region: 1-2562 (853 amino acids)
Molecular function (GO): protein binding
Source: RefSeq, a predicted model, not a curated record
AUGACCGACCCCUUGUCCAUCGCAACUGGCGUCGCAGGAUUAAUCCAAUUGGCAGGGCUAGUCAUCGGCCAAUGCUAUCGUUAUGGCUGUGGGGUUUCAAGUGCCCCUGAUGAAGCCAGGAGGCUCGUCUCUGAAGUCACAAACAUCAGUGGAGUUUUGGUUGGCGUGCAAGGGGUACUCAAGCAUGCAGACCCUUCCGCAUAUCAAUUUGAUAGCCUUCUCCGAGACUUACGGUCUCUACUACAGACGUUGUCGUCAAAGCUACAGAAGGAAUCACCAGAGUCCGGUAAAUCUGCUGGAAGAAGGACACUUAAACGACUGCUGUGGCCGUUGCGGAAAGGUGAGACGGAGGAUAUAGUGUCUGCACUUGAGCGGCACAAAAAUUCGCUUGCAUUGAGUUUAAGCAGUGUCUCUGUGGACUUGCUCAUUGAUCAAACCACUGCGCUCGAGAAUCUAGCAGACUCUUUCUCAGAUCUCAGUGUGGACAUCAAAUCUAACCAAGCUUUACAAGAACGUCGACAGAUCUUAGAUUGGCUGUCAGAGCAUCAGUACGAUGCCCAAUACCGACGUGGGUGUCAGCUUCACUGCUCGGAUACGUGUGCCUGGCUGCUCUAUGAGCACGAAUUCCAAGCCUGGAUGACGAAGCGGUCUUCGCUCCUCUGGAUGCAUGGCCAAGCGGGAUCUGGGAAGACUGUCGCAACAAGUUAUAUCAUUAAUUAUUUAAGCACUCAACUCGAGCCACAAUCGACAAGAUUAGCUUAUUUCUACUACGAUGCAAGCACAAUUGAAAGCCUCACACCGGAAACCUUUUUCGGAACAAUCAUCAAACAAUUUUGCGCAGAGAUGAGCAAGAUCCCCGAAGAUAUUGUCAGCCUGUACCAGCGAGCUACGAUACGAGCAGGGACACCGAAACAGCCUGACCUGAAAGAUCUGGAACGAUUUCUGAGUUUGACCUUGAAAGACCAAAUAGCCAGCGUUAUUGUGGUUGACGGGCUGGAUGAAUCCCCUGACUAUGAUGUUGUUUGCGAUUUUCUCACUUCGCAUGUCUCAUCAGGGCAAUAUCCGCUCCGAGUGUUUAUAAGCAGCCGGCCUGAAAUGGAUCUCCAACGACGAUUAGAGCUGUUUCAGAAAAUGCCUGUGCCAGACGACGCCAUCGAUGGUGACAUUGGAGUUUAUAUUAAGAAGAGAAUCGAGUCCGACGCCCGCCUCCGCAGGAUGAGUGAUAAAAUGAAGGAAUAUGUUGAGCAGACGUUAAGAAGGGAUUCACAUGCUAUGUUUCGGUGGGUUCAGUGUCAACUAGAUGCAAUAUCUCAUUUGAGAACCGAUGCAGCGGUGAAACGAGCGCUAAAUUCACUUCCGUCGAGUCUUGAAGGCUCGUAUAUUCGCAUCCUGCAAAGCAUUGACACAGGCGAUGUGGAAUUUGCGCGACGGACGCUGCUCUGGCUUGCAUAUGCCACGAAUCCAUUGACCCUAGCAGAACUCUCGCAGGCUGUUGUCCUCGAAUCCAACUUUGAAUGGCUCGACCCAGACUCAAUGUUGAAUGACCCCACAGAUAUCCUAGAGAUAUGUGGAAGUCUGAUCUCAUUCAAUUCCUCGUCUGAAACUACCCGAAUCGCACACCAUUCAGUUCGCGAAUUUCUCACCGGCCGGCUUAGCCCGUCAUCCAGAUUCUCGAUUCCUGCCACAACUUCCCACCGGCACAUUGCAGAAGUCUGCAUCUCUUAUCUUCUCUUAGAAGACUUCGAUGCUGGACCUUUGGUGAAGGGGGAACUAGAGUGGACACUGGGGAACUACCCCUUACUCCGAUAUGCUGCUCAGAACUGGCCCUUUCAUGUGCAAAUGUCCGAAGAAGAGGCGGAGCUUCAACCUCUCAUCCUACGCCUUAUGACACCGGAGCCGAAUCAGAAUUUCCACUUCUGGCUACAAGUUGUCUUCUUCGACUCUAAGCACGGCUACAUCUCUCCCACAUCCGAACUCACCCGUUGCCAAGCACUAUACUAUGCUACAAGCUACGGCUUGAGCGAAACGGUGCGGAGUCUGAUCGCAGCGGGUGCGAAUCUCAACAAACGAGCAGGUCGUUUCGGCGGGACGGCUUUGCAUGCUGCGGUAUGGAGAAAACGCCCAGAUAUCCUCCGGAUGCUUCUGGAUGCGGGAGCGGACGCAAAAUUAAAGGACUAUACUGGUGUCACCGCACCAGAUAUGGCGCUCUGGGCAGGGUCCAAGGAUAUGUUCGAGAUAAUGUCGGCCACGUUGAAUGUGGACAAGGGCUUGGCGCAACUGAUGCAGAGGGUCCUUACCAAUCGUACAAAUGCGCUAUCAAUGAAUCAGGAAGAAUGGGACGUGGCCCAGAGAUUUCACGAUCUCGAGCAUGAGGAGGAGCAACAAAGGGGACGCUUGAAAGUGAUUCACCAGAUAUAUGACCAAGCGGCUAAGAAGGAUGGCGUGACAUCUCUAGAGCAUGGGAGGCAGUCGUCUGAAAUGCGUGCCGUUGCGGAGGUUCCGCGCAGGGAUAUUGCUAAUGCAAAAGAUGUUGGAGGGGGCCAGCGGUUUGAACUGGAUUAG